Molecule: messenger RNA, 1455 nt
Organism: Paecilomyces variotii
Lineage: Eukaryota; Fungi; Ascomycota; Eurotiomycetes; Eurotiales; Thermoascaceae
Product: malonyl CoA-acyl carrier protein transacylase
Exons: 2
Coding region: 256-1410 (384 amino acids)
Biological process (GO): fatty acid biosynthetic process
Cellular component (GO): mitochondrion
Molecular function (GO): [acyl-carrier-protein] S-malonyltransferase activity
Source: RefSeq, a predicted model, not a curated record
GAUUAUUAUAUUGUUAGAAUCUAGACUACGGAGACCACUAAAGUCAUGUGACCGUCCACAUGACUUCUCGGGAUGUUGAACUGCCCGACUGUACCUGUGUAAGGUGCCUGUAUGCUUGUAAAUCGCUCUACCUGUCUUUGGCAAACAUGGCUAAACAUUACUCAUGUUCAUCAUGUCUAACACACUGACUAUUCUGAUAUACGCCUCCUUCUGCCGCCCUACUGAUCCUGGGUAUCUGUACAAGUCGAUUUAAGGAUGUCGGCGGUCCGGCUAAGACACCGGAUACAAUUCACACAAGCAGUUAACCGGUCGUGGGCUUCAACGUGGAGAAUCAGUCGACUGCCAACUGUAUCGUACUACUCUCAAUGCCAUGGAGUCCAGCGCGUCGGCAUGGCUACUCCCUGGGUCGAGCAGUUCCCGCGAACUGCACGACCCUUCAUGGAUGAAAUUGACGGCAUACUGGGGUUUUCUCUAUCCCGUAUAAUAUCCGACGGCCCAAAUUCGAAACUAAAUGAGACGGAGAACUCACAGCCUGCGAUAAUGGCCACGUCGAUAUUGAUACUGCGUAUACUGGAAAAAGAGUUCGGUUUUGACACAAGAAACCGUGUUGACGUGACUCUUGGGCACAGCCUUGGUGAAUAUGCCGCUUUAGUUGCCGGUGGUUACAUCGAAUUGCAACCAGCCCUCAAAAUGGUCCGAGGUCGCGCGGAGGUGAUGGCUCAAUGCACCCAUGAUGCUUCGAGGCAGACUGGUGAAGACUAUGGAAUGGUUGCUUUGGUGUGUGAGCCAGAGCAUCUUGAUGGAUUGAUAUCGACAAUCCAGGAGUUCUUGGGCUCUAGCUCCUCUGGUUCAAAGGAUGACUCGAGCUACGAACUACCGUCUAUCCAGCAAGUUAUGAUUGCGAAUAUUAACUCUAAAAACCAAAUUGUGCUUAGCGGAAGUAUUGACCGGAUCAAGACGCUCCUCGUCCAACUUCGCCAAUUUGGAGGCCACGAUCCCCGUGCUGUGAGACUUAAAAGUGACAGUCCCUUUCACAGUCCUAUUAUGGCACCCGCGGCACAUUAUAUGAAGAAUGCACUCGAGCAUGCCACUGUUGCAUUCCCAGCGGCAGUGCCAUGCAUAUCUAAUGUCACUGCUCUUCCAUUCCGGUCACGAGAAGAACUCAAGGAUUUACUAUCGCGACAGUGCAUCGAAACUGUUAGGUGGUGGGAUAGUAUUAAAUAUCUAGACCAAGAUUGUGGCGUGAGGCGGUGGAUCGGCAUAGGACCGGGUAAAGUCGGCCGUAAUUUGGUCGGAAAGGAGGUUGGGAGAGUCAUGGCCAAGGGCGGAGGCGUCUGGGGAAUAUCCGAUCCGAGAGAGGUCGAGGACAUUAUGCUGGCUCUUGAACAGACCGAGCUUACAGAUUCAUGACUACACCGUAGCUCUCACAGCACACGGAAAUCACAUGAUACGAUG